AUGGCGUUCAAUUCAGGGCUGAGCCCGAUUGUCCAGUCCUGGGUAUUGCUCCUGCUAUUGGCCCUGCUGCAGUGCAGCUCGGCUCAAUUCUGCUCUUUUUUGAAUAAUGGUUGCAUCGACCCUCUCGCCCAGACCGCCGUGAGCUUCGACUUCCAGCCUCUCUUCACCGACCCCAUCUAUUUCUACUACGGCUUCGAUGCGAGCUCCUCGGGCAAGGGCAAGGGUCCCAUGACAAAGACUGGGUUCUGGCUUCGGUACCAGGAUCGGCAUGUCAACAAAAACGCCAUCAAUCACAAUUUGACUUCAGAGGUUGCGCUCCGUGUCGGUAACAUGACUGCCACGCCAUCGGGAACCAGUAAUGGAUGUGACGGGGUCUGGGGCACCCGAUGCUCCAACGAUAUCAAGUUCGCCAUCCAGCAGACCAUAUUCCUACUCUCCUCAUCAGGCCAGUAUUACGAUCGACCUCUUGAAAGGGCUCUAGAGCAUAUGAUGCUUGUCCCGCCGCAUCUUCCCAAUUGCGUUUCAUUUGUGUUUGACGUUGCCACAAUUCCAGUUCAAGAAUUUGCGAGAGAAGGAACCGACCAAAAUGUCACCGUGAUGCCCUCAGGAUCUGGCGAUCGCCCAUGGCAGGUAUUCUACCUUGAUGACAUGACUGAUCACCAACAAGCUUCCCAAGUCGCCGUCGGAAUCAUCACUCGUGGUCCAUCUUAUGACAGCGCACCGCCAAUGAGCCCUGACGAAAUUCAAGUCGAGCUUGUGUGUCUCCAAGCUCCCCAGAGUCCGCCAAGCGGAUCAUCAAAGGACCAUGAUUGA
Penicillium maclennaniae is the source of this 813-nucleotide messenger RNA. RefSeq lists its product as uncharacterized. The record is from RefSeq and is a predicted model, not a curated record. Bases 1 to 813 code for a protein of 270 amino acids. The transcript is spliced from 2 exons. NCBI's taxonomy places the organism in Eukaryota, Fungi, Ascomycota, Eurotiomycetes, Eurotiales, Aspergillaceae.